AUGCAUCUCUUCAACAACAAAAUGGUUCGGUCCUUUGAGAAGCUAAGAGAAGAAGAGAUAAAAGUAUUGACAAAGAAGCUAGAAGAAGCAUGUUCAUCUUCUUCAUCAGUAAAUCUAAGGAAACUACUUAUGACUCUUACCAACGAUAUCAUGUGCAGAAUCAUCUUGGGAAGAAAAUACAACAGCGAGGAAGGUGGAAUUGAUAUCAAGAACUUAGUAGUGACAUUACAUGAGUGCUUUGGCAAAUUCUUUGUCGGAGAUUUUAUUCCCAGCUUGGCAUGGAUAGACAGGAUCAGUGGCGUAGAUGAUAAAAUGGAAGACAUAAAUAAUAAGUUAAAUGGAUUUUUAGACAGCGUGGUGCAAGAACAUGCCGAUCGCGAAGAGCCAUCAGAUUUUGUUGAUAUGUUGCUAUCGAUUCAAAAAGAUCAAACCAAACGAUUUGGACUUGACAGAGGUGACAUAAUACUCAUCCUCAAGGAUAUGUUUUUUGCAGGAACAUUAACAAAUUCCUCAGUACUAGAAUGGACAAUGGCAGAACUUAUGAGGCAUCCAGAGUGUAUGAAGAAACUUCAAGAUGAGAUUAAUACAGUGUCGGCGCAUAACUCAAAUGUAACGGAGAAAGAAGUUGAAAAAAUGGACUAUUUACAAUGUGUGAUCAAGGAGGGGCUACGGCUGCAUCCCGCUGCUCCAUUAUUGUCAAGGAUAUCUACUGAAGACAUCCAAUUAAAGGGAUAUGAUAUUGCUGCAGGGACAAUGGUUCUAAUCAAUGCUUCAUCAAUUCUUCGAAACCCUACUAUAUGGGGACAUGAUGCAGAGGAAUUUAAACCGGAGAGGCAUUUUGGUUCGAAUUCGGACUUUAUUGGUAAUGAUUCAAAGUUCCUUCCAUUUGGAGCGGGAAGAAGAGUUUGCCCCGGACUGGGAUUUUCUAUUGUCUUGUCCAAAUUAACACUAGCCAACCUUGUGAAACGGUUCAACUGGAGAGUCACGGUCGGACCAGGGGAAGAUGAUAAGCCUGAUCUAGCUGAAGCCUCGUCUGGUAUUGAUGUUCGCCGAAAGUUUCCUCUCAUUGUCUUUCCAUCACUUGUGCACGCAUGA
Molecule: messenger RNA, 1095 nt
Organism: Camelina sativa (false flax)
Lineage: Eukaryota; Viridiplantae; Streptophyta; Magnoliopsida; Brassicales; Brassicaceae
Source: RefSeq, a predicted model, not a curated record